Molecule: messenger RNA, 1167 nt
Organism: Knipowitschia caucasica
Lineage: Eukaryota; Metazoa; Chordata; Actinopteri; Gobiiformes; Gobiidae
Source: the annotation of a GenBank genome assembly
AUGGCCUGUGUGAUCGCUCAGGAUGGAGUGUUGGAGUAUGGCCUAUGUGUCUUCAUUCAUGAAUCACGAUGGGGAGUUAGCAGGUCACAACCGAUCUUUUGUGCGCAAGACUUAAACACAUCCGUAGGCGCGUCAAACGUUCUGGGAGUCAUGGCCGAGGAAGAGUAUGGCAGCUUCGUGGACUGGGCCCAGAUGGGGGACCUGGCCAAGAGCAGUGGUCCCACAAAGGUGGACUGCAAAGACCUGAAGGAGUUCAAGCAGAUGGCGAGGCAGGGACACUGGGCCAAGAACCACACGCUCCGAGCCCAGGUCUACCAGCAGCUGAUCAAAGCCAUUCCCUGUCGCACGGUCACUCCAGAUGCGGAGGUUUACAAGGACAUCAUGAAAGAGGCCGGAUCCAAGAAGCACACCUCCAACAUCCCUCUGCCCGAGUUUGUGGAUGGAAACCAAGUCCCCAAGUACUGCCUGAAAGGAGAGGCUAUGUCGUCGGCUCAUCAGAUCAUAAACUGUUUGGCCGGACAGUUCCCCGACAUCUCCCACUGCCCCUCGCUCCCCGCAGUCACGGCCUUACUGCUCCACUUCAGCAAAGAAGAGGCCCAGUGUUUCGAGCACGUCAGUCGUAUGCUGGCCUGCAAUGAGCCCGGGAAGAGACUCAUGGACCAGACCUUUUUAGCGUACGAGUCCAGCUGCAUGACUUUCGGAGACCUGGCGAUUAAGUACUGCGCUCCGGCUCACAAGCUGAUCGUGGCCAGCGCUCAGGACGUGCAGGAGGUGUACUGCGACUGGCAGCGGUGGAUCUUGGGCGACCUCCCGUUCAGCCACGCCGUCCGUGUGCUGGAUAUUUACCUUGUGGAGGGUUAUAAAGUCCUGUACCGCGUGGCUAUCGCUCUGCUCAAGUUCUAUCGCAAGCACAAAGCCGGAUCUGAGAGCGGCGCCGCGGUCCAGGCUCCUCAGGACUCGGAGAAGGUGCGUGCCGAGAUCCAGGCGUUCGUCAAAGGUAUCGGCUCCAGCGUCAGUCCUGAGAAGCUUCUGGAAAAGGCCUUCUCCAUUCGGUUGUUCAGCCGCAAAGAGAUCACUCUGCUGCAGCUCACCAACGAGAAGUCCCUGCAGCAGAAAGGAAUCACGGUCAAACAGAAACGGUACGCUGAAAAACGCGUGAUUAUGUGA